Molecule: messenger RNA, 1317 nt
Organism: Chelmon rostratus (copperband butterflyfish)
Lineage: Eukaryota; Metazoa; Chordata; Actinopteri; Chaetodontiformes; Chaetodontidae
Gene: nptx2b
Product: neuronal pentraxin IIb
Exons: 5
Coding region: 1-1317 (438 amino acids)
Source: RefSeq, a predicted model, not a curated record
AUGUUGCCACUCUUGUACGGAUUGUUCUGUUUUUGUGCGCUGGGCUGCGGUCAGCUAGCGAGCGGCCAGCCGGACGACGGAAAGCGGUACAUCUGCCGGGCAGUACCCCUCAGCGGCGACGCCAGCUGCCCCGUGACGCUGCUACCCGAGUUAAACGCCGGGAGCCAGGAAGAGGAGCUCAGGAAUACUGUCAUGCAGCUCCGAGAAACGAUUUUACAGCAGAAAGAAAACAUUUCCAAGCAGCAGGGCACCAUCAACGAGUUAACCACCAAGCUGUCUCUCUGCGCCUCAGCCACCGACGAUAGGAAGUACGACAAGGGGGGUUCCUGGGGCAAAGAAAAGCAAAAUACAAUGGGGGAUGUUCCCAGAGACCCAAAUGACACCAUCGACAGUCUUGGAAAAACCAUGCAGGGGCUCAAGGACCGGUUGGAGAACUUGGAGCAACAGCAGAUGCGGGCCAACGUAUCCGGCGCCUCGUUCCCCAGCGAGCUCCGCAACCUGCUGCAGCGUCGGCUCGGGGAGCUGGAGAAACAGCUUCUGAAGAAAGUCAGCAACCUGGAAGAGGAGAAGAGCAUGCUGUCCAACGCCACGGCUGCCUACAGGCUGAAGACAGAGAGCACCCUGAACGCCCUAGUGGAGAGGAUCAGUGAGCUGGAGAAAGGGGGAGGAGACUUCAAGUCCCCAGAGCAGUUCAAGCUGUCCCUCCCCCAGCGGACCAACUACCUGUACGGCCGCAUCACCAAGAGCCUGCCGGAGAUGUACGCCUUCACUCUCUGCAUGUGGAUCAAGUCCAGUGCCAGUCCCGGCAUAGGGACACCCUUCUCGUACGGUGUACCAGGGCAAGCGAAUGAGAUUGUGCUGAUUGAAUGGGGCAAUAACCCGAUAGAGCUGCUCAUCAAUGACAAGGUUGCCCAGUUGCCUUUGGAGGUACGUGAUGGAAGGUGGCACCACAUCUGCAUCUCUUGGACCACGCGGGACGGCCAAUGGGAGGCUUACCAAGAUGGUGGAAAGCUUGGAGCUGGGGACAACCUGGCGGCCUGGCACCCCAUCAAACCUGGCGGGGUCAUCAUCCUGGGGCAGGAGCAGGAUGUGGUGGGCGGGCGCUUCGACGCUGGACAGGCUUUCGUGGGCGAGCUGAGUCAAGUGAACAUUUGGGACCGCAUUCUGAAGCCGGUCGAGGUCCAGUCUAUGGCUAACUGCAGUUCGUACAUGCCCGGGAAUGUGAUCUCUUGGCUGGCGAGCAACGUUGAGGUGUUCGGGAGGGGAGCGUUCAAGCGGCCCCUGGAGAUGUGUCAGGAGAGACUGCCCAAUGCUUAA